This is a messenger RNA of Musca vetustissima, 921 nucleotides long. RefSeq names its product phosphatidylinositol transfer protein beta isoform (gene vib). The annotation marks the transcript as partial. Gene Ontology annotation, molecular function: phosphatidylinositol binding; phosphatidylcholine intramembrane carrier activity; phosphatidylcholine binding. NCBI's taxonomy places the organism in Eukaryota, Metazoa, Arthropoda, Insecta, Diptera, Muscidae. Gene Ontology annotation, biological process: phospholipid transport. Gene Ontology annotation, cellular component: cytoplasm. The transcript has 7 exons. The record is from RefSeq and is a predicted model, not a curated record.
AUUUUCAAUUUUUUUUCUACUUUCAGCCGAGUCACUUUGCCAUUGACUGUUGAUGAGUAUCAAGUUGCACAACUGUAUUCCGUGGCGGAGGCAUCGAAAAAUGAAACGGGCGGUGGUGAAGGUAUUGAAGUAUUAAAAAAUGAACCCUUUACCGAUCAUCCAUUGUUGGGUGGCAAAUAUAGUUCCGGUCAGUAUACAUAUAAAAUUUAUCAUUUGGCUUCAAAAGUCCCAGCAUUUAUAAGAAUAUUGGCACCCAAAGGAUCUCUGGAGAUUCAUGAAGAGGCAUGGAAUGCCUAUCCAUAUUGUAAAACAGUCAUUACGAAUCCUAAGUUUAUGAAAGAUGGCUUUAAAGUUAUUAUAGAUUCUCUGCAUUUACCCGAUACAGGAGAUUCUGAAAAUGUACACCAACUGCCCCCCGAAAAACUAAAACAACGUGAAGUUGUUCAUAUUGAUAUUGCCAAUGAUCCCGUUACGCCUGCGGAUUAUAAACCUGAUGAGGACCCAACAAAGUUCAAAUCAGAGAAAACCGGUCGUGGUCCAUUGGUCGGUGCCGAUUGGAAGAAAAAAGUCGAUCCAGUUAUGACAUGCUACAAAUUGGUAACUUGUGAAUUCAAAUGGUUCGGUCUACAAUCGAGAAUAGAAAAUUUCAUUCAAAAAUCGGAACGACGAUUAUUUACAAACUUCCAUCGUCAAGUAUUCUGUUGGAUGGAUCGCUGGCACGGUCUAACAAUGGAAGAUAUUCGUGCUAUUGAAGAUAAGGUCAAGGAGGAACUCGAUAAACAACGUCAAGAGGGUGAAGUGCGUGGCACCAAGGCCGAUAGUGAUUAGGAACAAUAUUAAUAAAUGUCGUCAAAAUAAAUAAAAAGAAACAAAACAAAAAACUAUAUAAAUAUAUAACAAAAAAUUAACAACAACAGCAAC